GUAAGGACUAGAUUGAGAUUGUACGCAAAGUGCAGGGCAGGAGCCACUCAUGCUGGGAUAUCAUUCUCUCCCCUUCUGUCCACCAUCCACACUUGAACACACUGGAGCUGAUUCUCUUCAGACAAGACCUGAUCUUUUCCCCAGAUAGACUGGGAUGGAGAGGGACACAAAUCACUUAACAGAAAAUAUAUUAAACAUAGCCCUGGAGAUCAUCUUCCUGCUGACUGGAGAGACCUAUGGUCCUGUGAAGACAUCAAGUGAAUGUGUAACAUCUAGCAAUAGCCACUAUGUAUAUGGAGAAUCUUAUAGGACACAGAACCUUAUCACAGAGUCUUCACUUCAGUUACUUACACAUAAUAAAACUACUAAUGAGAAGAUCCUCGAACUCACCAACAAGAUCAUUGAGCUGAUGACUGGAGAGGACACAAACCAGGAGAACCUUAUAUCAGAGCAAGCACAUGAUGAAGUGGUGGAUAUCAAUGAGGUGAAAGUAAAUAACGAGGAGAUAGACCAACAUUUAGAAGAGGAUAAUAACUGCUUUAAUGCACCUGAAGUUGAACAAAACAUCACGGAGUGUCCAUCCAAUGACAACCUUGCUUCAAUAGAACCAGUUGAAAAUGACAGUGAUAGUGUAUCUACUGGUAGUUUGAAAAAUGUCAAAACCACCAGUAGCAUCUCAAGUUCUGAAACAGAUCAGAUAAAUUCAAAAAAAAGAAGGAAGCACAUUUGCUCUGAAUGUGGCAAAGCUUUCUUGCGCGAUGCACACCUGGUUGUACACCAAAGAACACACUCAGGUGAGAAGCCUUUCUCAUGUUCAUCUUGUGGAAAAUGUUUUAUCAGCAAAUCACGUCUCGACCGACAUUGGCAAAUUCACACAGGAGAGAAACGAUACUUCUGCUCAGAGUGUGGAAAAAGUUUUUUUAAUAAUUCCCAUCUCCAAAUCCACCAAAGAAUCCAUAAAGGCGAGAAACCAUUUGUAUGUUCAGACUGUGGUAGAUCUUUUACAGAGCGUUCCAACUACACCCGUCAUCUGAAGAUCCAUACAGGGGAAAAGCCAUUUUCAUGUUCUGUUUGUGAUCAAAGCUUUGUGCAACUAAUUCAUCUCUUGGUGCAUCAAAAGAAGCAUGAAGUUGAAAACCAGUUUUCUUGCCGGAAAUGUAAAGAAUUCUUUCCUUCAGAGGAAGCCUUUCUGACCCAUCAAAAAGUCCACGACCAUAAACUGUAUUCUUGUCCUGAAUGCAGAAAGUGUUUUCUGAAUGUUGUUAGCUGGAUUAGACAUCAGAGACUUCAUACCGGUGAGAAGUUAUAUACCUGCCCUCACUGCAAAAAGCAGUUUAUAAAUAAAUCCCAUCUGGAAACACAUAAGAGAAUCCACACGGGGGAGAAGCCUUUUGCCUGUCCUGAAUGCAAGAAGCAUUUUAGUGAUAAAUCAGCUCUAAAUAAGCAUAUUGCAGCCCACAGGGGAGAAACACCCUUUAACUGCAACGAAUGUCCUAAAGGUUUUAAGCGGAAAGUGAGCCUUUUUUUACACCAGCAGCUACAUAAGGGAAAUAAAGUGUUUACUUGUUCUAGAUGUAGAAAAUAUUUUUCCAAUGAAUUUGAUCUACUGACCCACCAGAAGAUUCAUGAGGCUGAUAACCCAAUAUCUUGCCCAGAGUGUCAUAAAGUGUUUGUUAGUAAAGUGAGCUUAGUCGCCCAUCAGAAGCGUCAUAUUGGGGAAAAGCCGUUUUCAUGCUUAGAAUGUGGUAAAGCCUUUAACGACAAGUCAAGCUUGGUUGCACAUCGGAGAGUCCACACAGGAGAGAAACCAUUUGCCUGUGCUGACUGUGGCAAAGUGUUUUCUGUAAAGUCAAAUAUGGUUCGCCACCAAAAAACCCAGACAGGAGAGGAACCUUUAACUUGUGAUGACUGUGGAGAAAUCUUUAGGUCAAAAUCAUGUUUUGACUUCCAUCGGAAAAAAAUUCAUACCAGCGUAAAAUAUUUUUCAUGUUCCAAAUGUGAAGAAAAGUUCACCAACAGGUUGAGCUGGCGUAAGCAUUGUCAGAUCCACAAAGAUGAGAAGAUUUACACUGAACUGCACAAGCAGCUAACAUUGUAUGAAUGCGCCAAGUGCAAAAAGAAUUUUAAUAAAAAGUCCAACUUAGUAAGACAUAUGAAAAUUCAUGACAAGAAGUAAGAUUUUGAGAUUACCAAUGUGAGACUUUUCAGUGUAAACAUUUUCUGAGACAGGUCCUCUAAUCUUAAAGGGACAUUUCCAUCAGAAAGUGGUAUUUUUAAAAUCAAUAAUAACUGAAAGCAUUUUACUUAGAAUUUUCUUUGCUGUUUUUCAUUUUGGCAAUACUAUGCCAUUGAAAAUGAAAUGCAGAAUGUUGUUCCUCUGUAGCAAACAGCACAAAUGAUAAAACUUUCUAAAUAGGUAACCAUCCCAAGAAAAUAAUCUUUAUAGUCCACAGUAACUGUGUUUAUGCACUGGCCUGAUGUCUUAUACUGUACAUCAGCAGGGUCCCGCAGCACUAUUUCAGCGCUUGAGUGCCUGCUGGGAAGAUGUGCGCCAGGGUUGCCUAGGCUUUUUCAGCAGAGACCGCUGACUAUCUGGAGAGCUCAGGCAGCAGGAUGCGUGGGGUGAGCUGCUUUAACUACUCAUAUCUUUGGAUCUGGAGCUCCUAGAUAUAUUGUUUUGUUUGAAAGCUGAAAGUCUAAGCUUUAAAACAAGAUCAGGAUCACAGCAUUAUCUCCACUACAUCGGAAUGAUAGCAGGUUCGGGAAUAAUACCUGAUUUCUAUCCAAAAAUAUGAGUGGUUAAAGCAACCCUCACUGUUUGUGAUCUAAUUCAGCUGGAAAGGUGUUAAUGUGAUCCUCUCCUGAGAUUUUUUCCUAAUGUUCUAGGCACUUAAGGGGUAUACACUGGGUGGCUCUUUAUUCUUCUUCUUCUUCUUCUUUUUUUUUCUUCUUUUCGUACAUGUAUGUUGCUGGUGUGAUCUUUGAACAUGUGGCCCGCUUGCGCGUGCAGCGGGUGCAAUGGCCGGAGGGUCUCUGUUGUUUCAAAAAGCAGAGGCCUGUAGCUAAAGUCCGUGACCAGCAAGAAAACCGAUCGCGGACAUUACAGCUAUCAGAUGCCGUCAUCACGGC
Bufo bufo (common toad) is the source of this 3129-nucleotide messenger RNA. Its product is annotated as gastrula zinc finger protein XlCGF26.1-like. Gene Ontology annotation, molecular function: DNA-binding transcription factor activity; RNA polymerase II cis-regulatory region sequence-specific DNA binding. The coding region runs from base 155 to 2176 and encodes 673 amino acids. The transcript has 5 exons. NCBI's taxonomy places the organism in Eukaryota, Metazoa, Chordata, Amphibia, Anura, Bufonidae. The record is from RefSeq and is a predicted model, not a curated record. Gene Ontology annotation, biological process: regulation of transcription by RNA polymerase II.